Messenger RNA from Oikopleura dioica, 1161 nucleotides. Lineage: Eukaryota; Metazoa; Chordata; Appendicularia; Copelata; Oikopleuridae. The record is from the annotation of a GenBank genome assembly.
AUGUUGAGGUCUAUUUUAGGCAGAUCACUUAGAGUUUCAGUGCCAAAGAGAGCCGAGUCAGAGGCUGUCGGAGCAUGGGGAGAGAUUUACGGGCCCGAGCAUUUGCAAAUGCAGGAUUCGCUCAGGAAGAUAAUCGAGCAGGAUAUUAACCCGAAUGUGCCAGAGUGGGAAAAAGCGGGCCAAUACCCAGCGCACGAGGUUAUGAAAAAACUCGGCUCAGCUGGUUUCCUCGGCACUUCUCAUCCAGAAGAAUACGGCGGAAUGGGACUUGACUACUCCUACACUGUUGCCGUUUCUGAAACUCUUGGGGAGAUUAAAUGCGGAGUUUUGAGACCUUCUAUUGCUGGAGACAAGGUUGCAUGUUUGGGUGUUUCUGAAGUCCACGCUGGCUCCGAUGUCGCUCAAAUCAAGACGACAGCCAAGUCCGAUGGAGACGAUUACAUUAUCAAUGGCCAAAAAAUGUGGAUCACAAACGGCCUCCAGGCUGAUUGGAUCUGUCUCUUGGCAAACACUUCUGAUGGACCAGUUCACAAAUCGAAGUCGCUGAUUUGCGUGCCAAUGGAUCUUCCUGGCGUCGUUCGAGCAAAGAAAAUUGAAAAAAUUGGAAUGUGGUCUUCCGACACCGCCCAGCUCUGGUUCGAAGACGUCCGAGUUCCGAAGAAAUACAUUAUCGGAGAAGAAGGAUCAGGAUUCAUGUACCAGAUGAUUCAAUUCCAACAGGAGCGAAUCUUCGGAAUGGCUUCUGCCAUCGCUGGAAUCGAAGCCUGCAUCAACGACACAAUCGAUUACACAAGGGAAAGACAGGUUUUCGGAAAAUCGGUCUUGGACAAUCAGUACAUUCAUUUCCAACUCGCUGAGUUACAGACCGAAGUAGAAAUGCUCCGCGCUCUCUUGUACCGAGUAACUGCGAUGUACUGCAACGGCGAAGACGCGACAAAACUAGCCUCGAUGGGAAAACUCAAGACCGGCCGACUAAUCCGAGAAGUCUCCGACAAAUGUCUUCAAAUGUGGGGAGGAAUGGGCUUCACUCUCGAAAACCCAGUUGCGCAGCAAUAUCGAGACGGAAGAUUGGUUUCGAUCGGAGGAGGCGCUGACGAAAUCAUGCUUCAGAUUAUCUGCAAACUUAUGAAUAUCUUGCCGAAAGGAACGAAACUUGUUUGA